Cornus florida is the source of this 1145-nucleotide messenger RNA. Its product is annotated as small ribosomal subunit protein eS4z. Gene Ontology annotation, cellular component: cytosolic small ribosomal subunit; ribosome. The record is from RefSeq and is a predicted model, not a curated record. The coding region runs from base 110 to 904 and encodes 264 amino acids. The transcript is spliced from 5 exons. Gene Ontology annotation, molecular function: RNA binding; structural constituent of ribosome. Gene Ontology annotation, biological process: translation. Lineage: Eukaryota; Viridiplantae; Streptophyta; Magnoliopsida; Cornales; Cornaceae.
UCACUUGGCUAGGGUUUAGUUUCCUUCCAUUCAUCACAGCUAGAAGGAGAGCAGCGAAGGCGGAGUCCCUAGGCUUGAGGCGACUCAUCUCUGAGUUAACAAAUCCAAAAUGGCUCGCGGCCUCAAGAAACAUUUGAAGCGGCUCAAUGCCCCAAAACAUUGGAUGCUUGACAAGCUUGGUGGUGCAUUUGCUCCAAAGCCAUCAUCUGGACCCCAUAAAUCAAGGGAAUGCUUGCCCUUGAUUCUUAUCCUGCGAAACAGACUGAAAUAUGCUCUCACAUACCGUGAAGUUAUUUCCAUCUUGAUGCAACGCCAUGUUCUUGUUGAUGGGAAGGUUAGGACAGAUAAGACAUACCCUGCUGGUUUCAUGGAUGUCGUAUCAAUUCCCAAGACAAAUGAAAACUUCCGUCUCCUCUAUGACACAAAGGGUCGAUUCCGGCUCCACUCCAUCAGGGAUGAAGAGGCCAAGUUCAAGCUUUGCAAAGUCCGAUCUGUUCGGUUUGGGCAGAAAGGUAUCCCAUAUAUUAACACCUAUGAUGGACGGACUAUCCGCUACCCUGAUCCACUUAUCAAGGCCAAUGACACAAUCAAACUGGACCUGGAGUCCAACAAGAUCACCGACUUCAUCAAGUUUGAUGUUGGGAAUGUUGUCAUGGUUACUGGGGGAAGGAACAGAGGUCGUGUUGGGGUCAUCAAAAACAGGGAGAAACACAAGGGAAGCUUUGAGACCAUCCAUGUCCAGGAUGCCACUGGUCAUGAGUUUGCUACCCGCUUAGGUAAUGUGUACACCAUUGGGAAAGGUACAAAGCCUUGGGUGUCUCUUCCUAAGGGCAAGGGUAUCAAGCUGUCCAUCAUUGAGGAGGCUCGGAAGAGGCUUGCUGCCCAAGGUGCUACUACUGCAUAAAUUUUAAUAAUUGAACCUUGCUCAGGUAUUUGCUUAUAGGAGUUUGAUCUGCAGGACCUUGUGUGCAGGUCCUUCUAUGAUUAGCUAUCGUAGAAAUUAUGUUCUAUUUUCAUUCCUCAGUACAAUUUUGAACUAAGUUUUGUUGUUGGAAAUUUGAAAAAAAACUAUUUAUGUUGGUUGAUUUUGGAGAAAUGUUAGACAAUGUUGCCCAGCUUUAUCAUCCAGGUUAUUUAUUCAUUUA